Molecule: messenger RNA, 1517 nt
Organism: Bombina bombina (fire-bellied toad)
Lineage: Eukaryota; Metazoa; Chordata; Amphibia; Anura; Bombinatoridae
Gene: TEDC1
Product: tubulin epsilon and delta complex 1
Exons: 9
Coding region: 1-1332 (443 amino acids)
Source: RefSeq, a predicted model, not a curated record
AUGAAGCGUGGUGGUAGUGCCCACCUUAAGGAGGCUUUGUUGGCCUUAUGUCGUGUACUAGCCGGUUCUGGGGCUUAUCUAAACCCGGAGAUCUUCCGCAGGGCUAAGUUUAACCGGCCAGAGGCUACUCCUGAAUUUUGGAAGCUUUUGUAUUGUCUGUUGAAAGAGAUCUACAGAGAAAAAGACAGUUCUGUGCCUUCAAGUGAAAGUGAAAAGUUUGAAAAACAAAUGGGAUUUGUAAAAUCUGUACUAUGGAACCAAGGCUACGGGCGAUCAGCCUUUUACCAUCUACCUCACAACAGUACAGAUGGCAGCAGGGAGCUGCUGCUGGCUUUUUCUUGGAUUUUAAGCAAAAUGAAAGUUCUUGAGAAAAUACUGGAAAUGAACAGAGUCAAAGUGGGCGAUGAGAUAGCUGUGUGCACGUGUCCACAAGACCUUGGCUUCAAGGCAAAUGAAGAUGCAUCACCUCUGCUUAAAGUGGAUGUCCGGUAUCUACAAUGGUUGAGUGGAAAGCUGCGCUUUUCCUGGAAGAUUCUUCAUGCUGCGGAGCAGGAGAAAUGUGCUCUUUUAUAUAAGAUACAUUCAUACACUCAAGGAUGUCAUGUGGAUCCAGACAUCAAGCAUUUGUCAUUUAUGGAAACAGAAUUUGUUCGACAUCCUGAAGACUACUCCAAGUUAUUGCAGUUGUUAGAGUCUGAAAGCUCUUGUUUAGAAGCAUACCUGGAAUGGAAACAGCUGGAGCCUGUAUACUGGCAAUGGAUGGAGAGUGUUUUGGAGUCUGGUCUUGAAGAGGAGAAGAUAAUAUCUGCUAAAAGCACCAAUAGGGAUACAUCACUUCCAGAUGAUUUGAAGAAGUGGAGAGACAAUCUUAACUGCAAUAUUAAAAAAAUAGACAAAGAUUUAACACAACUACACAAUCGGCUUCAAGAAUCCAUACCGUACAGGAAAGCCUUAUGGAAUGAACAGAUCAAAGAAACUGAAAGAGAAAUCAGUGAAAAGGAAAGAAGUUUGAUGAUGAAAAAGAUAAAACAAGAUAUAUGUAAGAGAACUGAUGAACUUCAGUAUCGAACUGCAAAGGCCAUAGAGAUGCAUGGACAUUUUAGACUAGUUUUUCAUAAAGACAGUAAUUCAGUAUCUUCUUCCAAGUUUUUUAACUCGCGAGGUAUUCGUGCUGCAGACUUUAUAACAAAACUAGAGAAAUCUGGAGCUGAACUGGAGGCCGAGCUGCGAAUCCUGCAGGAGGAGUGCAGAUUGCAAAUGGAUGAAAUUGCUGAAAAGUUGGAAGGAGUUAUUUGUAUCCCUCCAGCAAAGAAUUUACCACCUACCCUCUAAUGAUCAGUGUGCUAUGUGUACACAAGUUAUGUAUCUGUGUUUUUUUGUGUGCAUUUAGUUGAAGAGAUGAUGUUUGUAAUCAGAAGAGAAAAAUUUUACAAAGUAAACAUAAAUUCUGUUUUUAUUGUAGAUCACAAACAAGUUUAAUAGGUUGUUGAAUUAAACUACUUCUAUUGGUGUAAAAA